Molecule: messenger RNA, 1024 nt
Organism: Meleagris gallopavo (turkey)
Lineage: Eukaryota; Metazoa; Chordata; Aves; Galliformes; Phasianidae
Source: RefSeq, a predicted model, not a curated record
UUUGCUGAUGCGUUUUUUGCACCCCACCGCCUUGGGUUGGGUUUCUUCACCUGUAGAGAGAGAAAGGCAAGGAAGACAAGAGCUGGUGCCAGGCUGCUCGGACCCCGAGCCCAGACCCUGCUGGGCUCCAGGCCCCGGUGCUGGAGCCACCCACCCCCCCGGAGAGGCAGCCCCCAGCCCCACAUUCAGCUGGGGAGGGCACCAAUCGAGACUCAUAAGCUGACUUUCCGUGAGAACGCCAAAGCCAAGACCGACCACGGCGCCGAAAUCGUCUACAAAUCCCCCACCAUCUCCGGAGACGCCUCUCCGCGCCGCCUUAGCAACGUCUCCUCCACUGGCAGCAUCAACAUGGUGGACUCCCCCCAGCUCGCCACGUUAGCCGACGAAGUGUCCGCCUCGCUGGCCAAGCAGGGCUUGUGAUGGGGCACAGCAUCACCACGGGAGAGAGAGAGAGAGAAGAUGAGGGGGGAAAAAACAAACAAACAAACAAAGGAAAAAAAAAAGAAACACGAAUAAUAAUAAUCUGGCCUUCUUCCUCUGUUCCUUUUACAGCUGCUUCCCCAUCCCCUACUCGGUUAAUGAUUUAACCUGCUUUUACUGUUCAUUCAGCUCUAGCUCCAGGACUUCAAAAUCAGUGACACUUCGAGGUACAGAACCUCCUCUCCCCCCGUCCCACCCCCCAUCCCUGCAGGGCAGCGGGCAGAGCAGACCCCCACUCUGCAGGGCCGCACUGCUCUGCCUGGGACCCCCACCCUCCCCCCCACACCUCCCAUUUGCCUGCUGAUUCAGAAGAAACCUUUUGUUUUCACCUCUGAGAGCCGAGAUGUGUAGGAAGCAAACUAAGAACCGCCCGGCAUCCCGGCAGGGCAGCAGGGGUUCCCCCUCCGCGGCUGUGCCGAGCGGGUGAUCAAUUAGAGGCUUUUCCCCCUUUCCCUCGGCAGCCCCUCGUGUCGUAGAGUAGAUUUGUCUGUAUAUGCUUGGACCGUGCCAGGGUGGUUGUUUUCAUAAACGAGCAUGUGUUUAA